Messenger RNA from Aedes albopictus (Asian tiger mosquito), 2072 nucleotides. RefSeq names its product guanine nucleotide-binding protein G(q) subunit alpha-like. Gene Ontology annotation, cellular component: heterotrimeric G-protein complex. Gene Ontology annotation, biological process: phospholipase C-activating dopamine receptor signaling pathway; adenylate cyclase-modulating G protein-coupled receptor signaling pathway. The transcript is spliced from 4 exons. The coding region runs from base 1 to 681 and encodes 226 amino acids. Lineage: Eukaryota; Metazoa; Arthropoda; Insecta; Diptera; Culicidae. Gene Ontology annotation, molecular function: G-protein beta/gamma-subunit complex binding; G protein-coupled receptor binding; guanyl nucleotide binding. The record is from RefSeq and is a predicted model, not a curated record.
AUGGAUGAACUACUGGGCAUUAUCAACACUGAAUAUAACAUAACGUCCUACCACGGAUACUUAUUGGAAUGGACAACUGCUGCAUGGUUGACGCGUUGGGCGGACAAGGAGGAACCUACGAACCGAUCGUCACUGGCGCAUCACAGUGAUCGCGUACGUUCAUGGUUUUUCAUUUCUCUUUCUCCUCCAACAGGUACCGGUGAAUCGGGUAAAUCGACAUUCAUCAAACAGAUGCGUAUCAUCCACGGUAGCGGUUACUCGGACGAAGACAAACGUGGCUUUAUCAAACUAGUGUACCAAAAUAUUUUUAUGGCAAUGCAGUCGAUGAUUCGGGCGAUGGACCUGCUAAAAAUCCAGUACAGUGAUCCAGCGAACAUCGAACAUGCGGAGCUGAUACGAAGUGUAGACUUCGAAACGGUGACCACAUUUGAACCGCCAUACGUUCAAGCAAUCAAAGAUCUGUGGGCGGACGCGGGAAUCCAGGAGUGCUACGACAGGAGGAGAGAGUAUCAGCUAACAGAUUCCGCCAAAUAUUACCUAAUGGAAAUUGACCGUGUGGCGGCGACCGACUAUCUUCCAACGGAGCAAGACAUUCUGAGAGUGCGUGUGCCCACGACGGGAAUUAUCGAGUAUCCCUUCGACCUAGAGGAGAUUCGGUUUAGGUACCCUGCAAAACGUUAAAUUUAUUUCUGUUUUCUCUUGCUUGCAUCAAACACCUCCGAAAGACAGUGUUUUGUUUGAUUGUGUCGGGCGAAUGUUUCGUUGCAUCUCUCUGGUUCUGUUUUGUUCUUGUGAUUUAAUCAAAACCGCAUCCAACUGCAUCCACUUUAACCGUUUGUUUAUUAAAAUGCAUCCUCGAUUUGCGUUCAUUACGUUUGUCUCAAUGCUGCAACAGUCAAAACCGAGCGCUUUGACUUUAAUUGUACUAAUUUUAUCACUUCCGUUUGUAGGUAUGUACGUUUAUGCCUCAUACACACUUUUCUCCCAUCUGUCUGCGCAACUUUCAUGUUCUCAUAUUCACUCUUAUGUAUGGCCUCUGCAACUCCGGCCGGUCAAAGUGAAAACUGCACGCAACAUUUAUAUCAUAUCUGUUUUACCUAGAUUUACCAUUUACUUUCAAUCAUCAUUGUUCGCUGGCUUUCCGACACGUGCGUGAGUAUGUCUGUUACCUUGAUGAGUCUUGCCGUCCUCCAUAGGUGUCAAUAGGAGGUUUGGAGAGGGAGUGUGUCCCAUGCUGAGGAUAUGAGAUGGGCCAUAUUAUUUUUACAACAAUAGUUGUUAAUCGUUAUGUUUCUUGUAUGUUCGGGUUUACUGUUAAGGAUGUUUCCAAAGCCAACAAAAAAAUAGGAAUUGGUAAUGUACCUUCAGCUACUCCGCUGUCAAUCAUGGAAGUACCAGUAUACUUUUAUUUGAUUUGAGAAGGGAUAUUUCAAUGAUUUUUCAAACAAUUGACUAAGUAUCUUUCUGGAUUGCUUAACAUUUUCCAACGAACAUUCCACAGAUCUACUUUUGAGUUCAUCAAGUGCAAACAAUCUGGCCAGUUAUGCGCUAAAGUUCUGAAAAUCCACGAAAGAUCUUGCCUGGAACUAACCAUGGACCUUUUUAAUAAUUUAUAAUAAAAAAAACUAUUAGAACUAAUAUCAUAUUCAGAAGUCAAUUAAAAAUCAAUGCAAACCCUUGCACAUUAGAAGUACCUAUUUCACCAAACAAAUCUUGGAAUCCAAGGUAAAAACCUCAAAAGAAAGCUGCUGUUGCUGGAAGGCACUUAUUGCAGAAUAAAGUUGGACGAUUUCAAGAAAAAACUAAAACUCUCAAGUAGCGGCACAGAUCGUCCCUUGAGUUUCUCCUAGAAGAAACUGAAGUAGUUUUUAAUCUUUUGAAGUUGCUCCAAUAAUCAGCAAAUAACACUGGAAGAAACUUCCUGCGGAAUAUUUUGGAAUUUAUUUAGCAAGAUUUUACAAGCAGAAGAAUUUCCUGAAAAUGAAUCUUAAAUAGGACAAAUCGGUGAAGUACUAGAUUUGUAGUAAUGAGCUGAAUUUUAGUAUGGUGAGAAGGUUAAUUCUCCGUUGCUG